This is a messenger RNA of Choloepus didactylus (southern two-toed sloth), 2859 nucleotides long. Its product is annotated as collagen alpha-1(III) chain-like. Bases 1 to 2859 code for a protein of 952 amino acids. The record is from RefSeq and is a predicted model, not a curated record. The transcript is spliced from 9 exons. Lineage: Eukaryota; Metazoa; Chordata; Mammalia; Pilosa; Megalonychidae.
AUGGGCAGUGGGCCCCAACAGCAGGGGUUCCUCACCGCCCCGGAGCCUCAGUCCCUCCUGGCACCCACCCCUGCGGGGGUGCAGCUCCCACCACCGUGCUGGCUGUGCCCAGGGCCCCCGGGCCCCACUGGGACCUCGAGCCCCCUGGGAGGGAGGUCACCACCCAGGCCAGGCACCCCGAUGAUGAUGCCAUGCCAGGGGCUCACCCCCCAAGUGCUGGGUCCCCCCCACCUGGCUCCUGGGGUGGGGUGGCAGGCAGGGCAGGGCAGCCGGGUGCGUGGGUGGGUGGGACACAGCUGGCCGCCUGCCCUGGACGACACGGUGUGUGCCAAGCCCCAGGCCCCAGCCCCCCGCCUUGUGGUGCACUCUCGGGUGGCCUGUCCCUGCCUCUGCGUCUCAGGGGCCCUCUGGGCAGGGGCAGGGGCCCUGCUGCCCUGCGAGGGGGACAACGCCGCCUGGGGAAGCCAGGAGGGCCCUACCGUUUCAGGAACCCCGAGGUCAGCUCCCGCAUGGGGGUUCAGGGCGGCCGUCGGAGUGCCAGCUGCCACUGCGGCCAGCCACCCGGAGCCCAGGCCGGGGGCUCCCCAGGUGUCCCUGGGGGCCGCGGCCAGCAGCAGCCACUGCGGGCUCCGGCGGCCCAAGCGCCCUGGCUCCAGGGGCUCCUCCACCUCCCGGCUCCCCGGCUCCGGGGUGAGCGACUGCAUCCAAAGAAUCUCGGAAUUGAGCAAGAUGUCCCAGGCCCCCACACAGCUGGUCCCACGGGGCUCCGGUUUUGCAAUAACAGCCUCCCUCCUGCUGGUCUCCAGUCCGGCCCCAGACAGCAGGGAGCAGACCCUGCAGGCCAAGGCCCGGGACACCCACGGGCACAGCUCGGCACCCCCGGGGGGCUCGGUCGGCAGGGAGGCUGAGCUGGGCUGGCUGCGGGGGACGGGCCCCCGUAGCUCCGGUCCGGUCACCAGGGCUGAUGGGAAGCACCCCUUCCCCACCUCCUCCAGGCCCGUCCUGCGGGGAUCCUGCCACCACGAAGCCCCUUCCCCACCACGCUUGCAUCUGGAGUGGGGUCCCGGGAUCUUCGUCCCCCUGGAAUGGCACAGCCCCUCUACUCUCCACUCCUACUGCCUGCUCACCCCGCUGCACCCCCUGAGCAGCCUGGGGUCCCCUGGUUGUGAGCUGCCUCCCUACCACCAGCUCCAGCAGGAGGGAGCCCCAUGUCUGGAUGACUUGGAGCCCUCGACGUGGGCCCCAGCCAGUCCCACAACUCCACCCAAGGCAGGGUCAGGGGGUCCCCAGGGCAGUGUGUGCGGAGCCAGCGAGGGGUCGGCCUGCCCUGGGAACCCCGCAGGCCGCACAUUUGGUGGGGACGGCCCCAGGGAGGAGCGGGGGUGGCCAGCGGGACGGCGGCCAGCGCUCCAGGCACAGCCCCGGGUGUCGGAGCCGCCCUGCCCAGGCCGGGCUGCCAGAUCUGAGGGCCCGGAUGGUGUGGGGACUUGGUCUGGUCUGGGGGAAGCCGAGAAGGCUCCCUGGAGGAAGGAACAGGCAGAUCCAGAGCGAGGACAGGGCACUCAGGAGGAGGUGGUACUUGUCUUCCUGCCUUUGUGCCCAGCUGCAGGGGCCACUGUGGCAGGCAGCCUGACCUGCCCCUGCCCACCCUCGACCUGGUGCCAGCCUGACCUCCAGCUGCAGAGGGCCGAACCCGGAGGCAUCUCCCAGGCCAUCGAAGCGGUCUCCAGUAAUGAAAACAGGGCCUGGGCCUCUGCCCAAGAGAGCCGGGGCCGUGUGCCCGGCAUGCCCCGGCCCAGUGACUGGCACUUCAGGCCACCAGGGCCCUUUCAUCACCACUUCGUGUGUGGCUUCUGCCCCCUGUGUUUCCUCUUGCUUCCCAGGCAGCUCAAUCGGGGUCUGAAGACACAACGUGGAAGGGGUUGGAGAUGCCCCUUUGUCUGCCGUCCCUGGCUGCACACCCCUCAAGGGGGCAAUAUGGCAACUCCAGCACGAGAGGACGCCAAGAUCAUCUGCCUAAAGCCGAGGGGUCCCUCCUGCGUUACCCGGCCAGAGGGCCCCGAGCCGAAAAGGCCUGCAGACGUGGCUCGGGGCUGGGGCAUGCCGGCACUUCACGCACGCUCUCCCAGACUCCCAGAGGGAGGUUCUGGCUUCCUGGGAGAGGUCGGACCUCAGGACACGGGACACCUGGAUGCCCAGAGCAGGGAAAGAACAGUGGUUCUCAACGGCGGCAGGGGCGAGUUUGCCCUCCAGGGGACAUUUGGCGGAGACAUUUGUGGUUGUCACAACCGGAGGGGGGGUGGCGGUGCUAACGGGCAUGCGGUGGGCAGAGGCUGCCCACCACCCUACAAUGCGCGCGGCAGCCCCCCGCCGCCCAGCGCCCCUCGGCCGAGGAGUCAGCAGCGCCCAGGGCGAGGCGGCCUGCGCCGGCAGACGGGCUUCCGAGAACCGGGAUCGCCUUCCCCGCAGUCUCCCCGGCGCGAGAAGAGCGCCCGGCAUCCAGGCGGCGCUCAAGAAAUGCAAGAAGCAAAGAGAACGAGAAUGAAGGGGUCGAGCCAGCGACGGACAAACCGACAGGCAAACAGCGGGACCCAGACAGAGACCCCGGCCCGGUCCAGCCCCGCCCCCCAGGCGGGACCCCACGGCCCGACCCCGACGCGCCCGCCCCGCGCCCCAUCCGCGCGGCCCCAAGGCGCGAGCCCCGGCCCCGCGCGCCCUGCGGACACUCACCCGCCCGCGGCCGCCCCGGAGCGGCGCCGCCGCCCUCCCGAUUCAUCGCGCCCCUCGGCCGGCGUCCGGGAAAGCGACAGGCUGCGCGAGACAGAAGCGCUCCGGCGCGGCGCCUGGUGGGACUUGUAG